Molecule: messenger RNA, 1302 nt
Organism: Trichomonas vaginalis G3
Lineage: Eukaryota; Parabasalia; Trichomonadida; Trichomonadidae
Product: cysteine proteinases family
Exons: 1
Coding region: 1-1302 (433 amino acids)
Biological process (GO): proteolysis
Molecular function (GO): cysteine-type peptidase activity
Source: RefSeq, a predicted model, not a curated record
AUGUUAUUGUUUUCAUGUUUUGUAUCUUCUUUAAAGGACUCUGAUCCACUCAUUACACAAGAAUUAGUUGAUGCAAUCAACAAUGAUCCAAAAGCACCAUAUGCUGCUAAACUUUAUCCUAAAUUCUCAAAAAUGACCAUUGGUGAAGCAAAACGCUUCUUAUCUCCUGUUAGACCACCUCCACAGAACCAUGGUUCCGCUGUUCCUGUUGGCGCAAAUGAAGAAUUCUUUAAUUGGGUUGAUACAAAUUAUAUAACAGGACUUACAAACAUUGCUGCAUUCCCAACUCAAAAUAAUGCCUCAAAUCAAGUUGCUUAUAAACCAACUGUUGAUACAAUGCAGUUCCCAGUAUUUGAUGUUACUCAAUUAUGCAGCUCAUGGGCUCCAGCUGUCACGGCCGCUAUGACAGUCUCUGUUUCUCGUUGGGCCUCCCAAUUUGUCAACUUCUCUUUACAAUAUGUUCUGGAUUGUGAUAUGCUCGGUGAUUCAUGCAUAGAAAGAACUCCUCUCAACGCAUAUCAGCUUUUCUGGACAUACAAUCCACCAGAUUAUAAUAGCUGGGAUACUCCAGGAUCUUCCACAUCUGAGAGAGCAACAUACAUGCAAGCUCCUCGUUCAGAUUUCAGAAGAGAAAACUGCCAAAACAAUAGAUGCUAUCCAGGUCUCACAGGAUGCAAGCACUAUUGGGCUCUCACAGGCAGCUGCAACCCAGGAGAUCCAGUGACAGGUUGCCCAAUCUAUUUCCUCUAUAACUGGAGAUGGAUCAAAUCUCAUCUUUGGGAAGUCGGAGCUGUAACAUCAUCUAUCACAGUGUACAGCUCUUUAUUCACAUAUGCUGGAGGUGUUUACUCCGGAUAUUGGCAAACAGAUGGAUCAGCAAUUCAAUCAACUUGGGGAAAAAUCCUUGGUAUGUUAGAUGUCACCAUCAUUGGUUGGGGACAGAAUGAAUUGAACCUUUCAACUGACGCAACGAAAUAUACCAAGAACUUAUAUAGAUACUGGUGGGUUAUUCCACAUUUUGGUUCUGAUUUCGGUAUUUCAUAUCCGGCUUGCAAUACAACCACAUGCAAAGAUAAUGCCACCCUUGUUACAUCUUCAACAGACCAAAUCAAGCUUGGCACUAUUAAUAUUACUGGUUUACACUCGGGUGCCCAAACAGGUGGAACAAACUAUAAAGGAUUCAUGAAAUUCAACAGACGUUUUGAUGAUUGCAAUAUUGAAUCACAUGCUGUUGGUGCUGUACCAUAUAACUUUGUUCCUCUUCCUUACAGAACACCUUCUCCAACAGAAAAUGAUACUUAA